AGGGAGGUGGGUCAUAGCUGGGUCCUGGAGCCGAACUGAGGAGCCCUGGGGAGCCUCAAAGUUUGUGUCUGGAGCAGUAGCGGAGAGUGGGCUUAUUGCGAAGGGAUUUUCUUGGGAUGAGAGCUGCUCUCCUGCCUUCAUUUUGGAUGCGCGCCCUGCUUUAACCCCUGCAGCCUUCAGCCGGAUCCCUGGACAGCCUGUCUCCCCCGGCACCUCUCAGACUUCCGAGGACCCCGGACGGGAGCCCUUAGCACUUCUCCCUCGGGCAGAGCAGAGAACGUUUCUUCCUAAGUGCAUAAGCUUCACGCACACGCGCACACACCCACACACGCGCACACACCCCGCGGAGCCGGACCUUACCCUCCGAGGCGGCUCUGCCCGCUCCUCUCCUGCCCUCAGCAUCCUCGGCCCAGCGUCCCUCGGCCCAGCAUGGAGGUGCUGGAGAGCGGGGAGCAGAGCGUCCUGCAGUGGGACCGCAAGCUGAGCGAGCUGUCAGAGCCCGGGGAAACCGAGGCUCUAAUGUACCCUACGCACUUCUCAGAACUCCUGGAUGAGUUUUCCCAGAACGUGCUGGGUCAGCUCCUGAAUGACCCUUUCCUCUCAGAGAAGAGCGUGUCGAUGGAGGUGGAGCCGUGCCCGACAUCCCCCGCGCCUCUCAUCCAGGCCGAGCACAGCUACUCCCUGUGUGAGGAGCCUCGGGCCCAGUCACCGUUCUCCCACGUUACCUCCGGUGACAGCGUCAAUGACGAUGAAGUGGAAAGUGAGAAAUGGUACCUGUCUACAGACUUUCCAUCAACCACCAUCAAGACAGAGCCGAUUACAGAGGAGCCACCCCCAGGACUUGUUCCCUCUGUCACUCUGACCAUCACAGCUAUCUCCACCCCUUUUGAGAAGGAGGAACCCCCGCUGGAAAUGAAUACUGGGGUUGAUUCCUCGUGCCAGACCAUUAUACCUAAGAUCAAGCUGGAGCCCCAUGAAGUGGAUCAGUUCCUCAACUUCUCUCCAAAAGAAGCCUCCGUGGAGCACCUGCACUUACCCCCCACCCCUCCCAGUAGCCACAGCAGCGACUCGGAGGGCAGCCUAAGCCCCAACCCCCGCCUGCACCCCUUCGGCGGCCUGCCGCAGACCCACAGCCCCGCCAGAGCCGUGGCGCGGGCCCCUUCGGCCCUGUCCAGCUCCCCUCUCCUCACGGCCCCUCACAAACUGCAAGGGUCAGGUCCACUGGUCCUGACAGAAGAGGAGAAGAGGACCCUGAUCGCCGAGGGCUAUCCCAUCCCCACCAAAUUGCCUCUAACAAAAUCAGAGGAGAAGGCUUUGAAGAAGAUUCGGAGGAAAAUCAAGAACAAGAUUUCUGCCCAGGAAAGUAGGAGGAAGAAGAAAGAAUACAUGGACAGCUUGGAGAAAAAGGUGGAGUCUUGUUCAACUGAGAACUUGGAGCUUCGGAAGAAGGUAGAGGUUCUGGAGAACACCAAUAGAACUCUCCUGCAGCAACUACAAAAACUUCAGACUUUGGUGAUGGGCAAGGUUUCGCGCACCUGCAAGUUGGCGGGCACACAGACGGGCACGUGCCUCAUGGUGGUCGUGCUAUGCUUUGCUGUCGCAUUUGGCAGCUUCCUUCAAGGCUACGGACCCUAUCCUUCUGCCACCAAGAUGGCUCUACCCAGCCAGCAUUCUCUGCAGGAGCCGUAUACAGCCUCUGUCGUGAGAUCCAGGAAUCUGCUGAUCUACGAGGAACAUUCCCCGCUGGAAGAGCCGUCCAGCCCAGCCUCGGCUGGGGAGCUUGGGCACUGGGACCGAGGAUCCUCUCUGCUCAGGGCAUCAGGCCUGGAGGCCAGGCCUGAUGUGGAUCUUCCUCAUUUCAUUAUCUCCAAUGAGACCAGCCUGGAGAAAUCCAUGCUGUUGGAGUUACAGCAACACUUGGUCAACGCCAAACUGGAGGGGAACGAGACACUAAAAGUUGUAGAACUCGACAGAAGAGUGAACGCCACUUUCUAAAGAGGCUGUCCACCUCCCUCUUUCUCUUCACUCUGCUUUCCUGUCCCCAAACCACCUUUGUCAUAAGCUUUUCCUUUUUUGCCUUUGAUCUGGACGAAGACAUGGGCGAGCGAUCAUGGCUUUGGAUGGGAGGACAGCCUGGGAUUUCCACCUGUGGUGAGAGACCACCUUCCCUCCAUCCCAUGCCCCCCCGAAGGAGGGAGCCCGGCAUCCCUCCCUCCCUCCUAUUUACUGCCAUAGGAAGUUAUUUUAGGGUUGGGGCUGGAACAAGCAGGCCCGUUUCUACCAAUAGUGCCAAAAAGAUACUGCCUGAUUUUCA
This is a messenger RNA of Lontra canadensis (Northern American river otter), 2314 nucleotides long. RefSeq names its product cAMP responsive element binding protein 3 like 2 (gene CREB3L2). The transcript has 12 exons. Gene Ontology annotation, molecular function: cAMP response element binding; DNA-binding transcription factor activity, RNA polymerase II-specific. The record is from RefSeq and is a predicted model, not a curated record. Gene Ontology annotation, biological process: regulation of transcription by RNA polymerase II. Lineage: Eukaryota; Metazoa; Chordata; Mammalia; Carnivora; Mustelidae. Bases 430 to 1995 code for a protein of 521 amino acids.